AUGCUUCCCGGUAUCGAUGUAUACUUGUAUCAGGACCCAGAUAUAAUUGAGCGCAUCUGGAAGGUCUCGUCGUCGUUGGAUUUCCGCCCUAUGGCUGUUCACUUCCUCCGAAACGCGUGCGGCCUGUCGCGCGAGUCUGCCAACUUGUAUCUCCUCGACAAGACGGGCAUGAACGCGAAGCCUCUGCCAGGCACAAGCUGUCCAGAGCACCCGCGGGUGUAUCGUAAAAUCUACGAAAGCGAUCGCCAAGCGUUGAUAGGCCCUGGGCUGGAUCCAACGCUGCAACGCUUCAUCGAUGCCUUUUCCAGACGAAUGGCCGUCUUCACGGCAACAGAGUGGAUAGAGAUGGAAGACUUCUGGACCUGCAUCCAGCACACGGUUGCUGCUGCGGAGAUAGAAGCCAUCUUCGGGCCCAAGUUCUUGGAAAUGCACCCCGAUUUCAUCAGUCUCUUCUUCGAGUAUGAUCGUUUGAUCCCUUCACUGCUCAAGAUGCUUCCAUUUAGCAGGGCUGAAAGGCUCCGUUCCAAGCUCCACGGCAAAUUCAGGUCUUGGGUAAGACGUACCAGGAAGAAUCACGCCGCGGCGCCCAACGACAAUGAGGGCGACCAUGACCCUCAUUGGGGCUGUCGCUGGACCCGAUACCGUCACGAGGCAUUUCAGCCGUUCUUUGACGACGAUGCCAUUGCAUCUAUUAAUGUCGGUGUAGCCUGGGGUGCGUUGGCCAACACAACCCCUUGCGCCAUGAUGGCCAUUAUUCAUACUCUUCAAGACGCCUCCCUCCAUCAACGACUGAGACGAGACCUGGACGAGCUUUGUAACGGGAAAUCCCUCAAAGAUGUACACCACAAAGAGUUGACAGGACACGUUCUCUUGUCGGCUAUAUUCGCCGAGACGCUGCGCCUCCACAUGACGGUCUUGAUGCCGGUGAUUCCGCUCGACGGCGAGCUUGAUUUGGGCAGGUGGCGCAUUCCUCGAGCGAGCUGGGGAUUUAUAAACGCCGGUGUCGCCCAUCACAACGAGCAUGUCUGGAAUACCAAAGGUGGUCUUCAUCGGGUAGAGUCAUUCUGGGCGGAUCGGUUUAUAGUCGACCCAGCCGAUCCCUCGAGCGGACCGUCUCGCCAUCAGAGUCGGCACCAGCAUGCCCAGUCUCGUCAUGACGAUGGUCACGGCAGCAAGCCCUAUUUUUCUCUCGACGGGCUCGAGGGUUCCUGGGUCCCGUUUGGCGGUGGACGAAACAUGUGCCCAGGCCGCUUCCUCGCCAAAGGUGUCAUCACGUUCGCCCUGGCUAUGAUGGUGAGUCAGUAUGACAUUGAGCUUCUCACAGACACGAUUCCGACGGGAAAAGACCGGUUCGGAAUCGGGGUAGAGCUGCCAACACGCAAGAUUCCCUUUCGCAUCAGGAAACGAAGAGCGCCUAACGGCACUCAUUAA
Molecule: messenger RNA, 1431 nt
Organism: Metarhizium brunneum ARSEF 3297
Lineage: Eukaryota; Fungi; Ascomycota; Sordariomycetes; Hypocreales; Clavicipitaceae
Gene: Cyp7b1
Product: 25-hydroxycholesterol 7-alpha-hydroxylase
Molecular function (GO): oxidoreductase activity, acting on paired donors, with incorporation or reduction of molecular oxygen; heme binding; steroid hydroxylase activity
Source: RefSeq, a predicted model, not a curated record